AUGACAGAUAGCCAGACUAGCACUUCACCCGACGGCAGCAGACGUCAGGCCAAUGAGUUUCCCUCACCCGCGGGUAGCUCUCGGCCCGAUCAGGGCUCAGCGACCAAGAACCUCCCAGUCUUGUUGCAAGAAGCAGAGGGAAACCUGGAGUGGAAAGAGGGCGAAUUCGAUAAGAAUGCCGCCGGAGUCGCGUCUAUUGCCGUGGCGGCGAUAGACGGACUUAAUCUCCUUGUAAAGAGCGGCGGCAAACUUAACGAGAGAGACUUUGAUUUAAUCAAGGAACUCGUGGACUUUAUUCCACAGGAAACAAUAGAUUCCUUCUUGCAGGAGCUUACUGGUUCGGUGCCCCCCCAAUCCGGAGGGCUUCUACCAGUGAAACAAAGAACCAGACCACCUCCGGUCCAGCGCCUCUUAUCCCCCAAUGCGCCGGCUGAUAAUGAUGGUGGCGUUCCUGUCAAUGCUCUACCAAGUGUCUCUAAUAAGAAUAUCAAUGCCUCCAGCCAGAUUACCUCAACCUCAGAGUUCUCGGCGAGUAGCGAAAACCCCCCAAGUCAAGCUCACCACGAAUCGCCCGACAGCUUUUGA
This is a messenger RNA of Trichoderma breve, 585 nucleotides long. RefSeq lists its product as uncharacterized. The transcript has a single exon. Lineage: Eukaryota; Fungi; Ascomycota; Sordariomycetes; Hypocreales; Hypocreaceae. Bases 1 to 585 code for a protein of 194 amino acids. The record is from RefSeq and is a predicted model, not a curated record.